Messenger RNA from Pocillopora meandrina, 1153 nucleotides. The record is from the annotation of a GenBank genome assembly. Lineage: Eukaryota; Metazoa; Cnidaria; Anthozoa; Scleractinia; Pocilloporidae.
CCAGGAUGACUUAAAACAGCAACUUUUUGUAAGAAGCAUCCCCUCACAGUUGCUAUGGCAAAAGAAAGAAGUCCAAUUAAGGUUCCAUCUGAAAAUGAAGACUUACCUGACAAAGAAAAUGCUCCAGAUUUUGACGAGGACACUUUACGAGGUGAGCUAGGUUCAACUUUGGCUUCAGUCAUUGUUAAAACAUUUUCUAUUCCACCAGUUUCAAGAAUGUAAGCAGAUGUGGAGAAUGAUAUUAAUACACUGCAUGACCACUUUAAAGGAUAUUGAUCAGUUAUGACUCUCUUCUAUGAUUACAAUAUGCUGUUCAUUGACUGAGAGGAUCUAUGACAUAUUUGUUAUUUUCUUUUCUCAAAGUUCAAAGCAAGUACACAAAGUUAUACUAAGUAAAGACUUUAUUUGAUCAUCAUAUAACAUUCAUUUCGUAAGUUUGCAUCAUAAGUACCAUCAUCAUCAUCACCAUCUUUCCAUUAUAUUAAUUAUGCAACAUUAAAUUGAAAGUUUCAACUUCCCCUAAGCAACCAAUUUCCAGCAGAGUGCAAAUGUUAUAUCAUUGAAUAUGGAGGUGUUUAACCCUUGACACCCUAACAUCAGUAUCCAUAUUCUCCAUACUAUUCUUUGUAUGUUUCUUGUGGUAUUGAAAACGAGAAUUCAUUUGAAGAUCAAUGCUUCUUAGGUUGGUGAUCAUUUCCUUUAUUCUCAUGAGCUUAGUGAAUGAUUCAGCAGUAUUACUGUAAGGAGAAGUGAGACGCUGGUCACUCUUAGGGUUUAAAGAGUUAAGGUAGAUAGUGAACUUUCACUAACAAAUGGCUCAGAAGAAAAAUGGGGGGGGGGACUGUACACACCCUCCAAGCUUUUCAGGGGAUGGGUCAAGUAAGGCAGGUGCAAAAGUGGCAGCUGGCACUAAAGGAAAAAUCUGCAGAUUUUAAAUCUCCAGAUCUUGGCAGCUCUGCUUAUGCACUAAUUAACUACAACCACAGGUAAUUAUUAACUACAACCACAGACUUUGACACAAAUUAUUUCUUAUUUUUUCUUUGCAGCCACAGCUGAUGUUUAUAGGAAUGAGGGUAAUGAGGCCUUCAAGAAGGGAGAUUUCAUCAAUGCUAUUCAUUUUUACACCAAAGGAAUUAAAAUGAACUGCAAUUAG